CCGUUCUCACAGUGAAAAUUGCUGACCAAGAAGUCUUUGCGUCAACAAGCAAGAACAUGAGGCCAUUUUAGUACCAAGAAAGCCAAAACAGCAGGAGUUGCUGAAAUUAGAUGAUCAGCGACCACACCGACACUGUGCUUCUAACAACAAAGUAAAUUCUACUUGUGCGUGUGCUUUUUUUCAUCCUGGUAGCAGAAAGUUGAAAAAUGGGAGCAAUCACCGUUAUUAAAGGAUGGUCCGCAAACUGCAUGCUGUGUUCCAUGUUCAUCUUGUACAUACCAGUACUUCUGUGUUCCUUCCAUGUUUAUUGCGCUGAUAGAGUUUCUUUGAGGCAUGGUGAGUGGAUUAGAGACAAUGACGAAACUCUGGUUUCGCCUGGAAGAAAGUUUGAAUUAGGAUUCUUUGGUCCAACUGGAAGUUCUAGAGACAAAAGGUAUGUUGGAAUAUGGUACACUUCGGAUAAGCAAAUAGUUGUAUGGGUUGCCAAUCGAGAUAGCCCGCUUAUCAAUACUACCACUGGAGCUUUCGGAUUUACAACAGAUGGCUACCUCACGGUAUUAGAUAUGAGUAGUGGGAAGGUUCAUUGGUCUUCUGGACGUGAUAGUUAUUAUUGGUGUGAUCCGUGUACAACUGCAGACUGGAUUCUGAAUCUCACGGAUUCUGGAAACCUGGUGCUAUUCGAUAAUGAGACAAGUCUAUGGGAGAGCUUUAAUAAUCCAACUGAUACAUUUCUCCCAAACAUGACUAUGGAUCGAUACAUGAACUUAACUUCUUGGAGAGACCGUGAUGACCCUGGAACUGGGAACUUCACGUUUAUGCUAGAUACAGCAGGAAAUUCGAACACACAAAUCAUCAACAAAGGGGGGAAUAUUUACUGGAAAAGCUUGGAGAAUGGUGGGUAUUACUCUAUCGUCACAACAACAAAAGGUCAAAAUAGUUAUGAUUUUGAGAAUGCAAGGUUGGUGAUGAAUUUUAGUGGGAAGAUAGAGUAUUGGGAACAAAGCACAAACGGGACUUGGUCGUUGUUUGAUGUGCAUCCGAGUGACAAUUGUAGUGUUUACGAUUUUUGUGGAAAAUUUGGUAGCUGUAAUUUAAAAAAUAAUAAAUUGCCAUGCAAAUGUUUGCCAGGGUUCGUGCCUCAUGUCCCUCAGAAGUGGUAUUCUGGAGAUUUUUCGGAUGGGUGCACCAGAAAUUCGACGUCCUGUGGCAAUACCUUCUUGAACUUAAAGAUGAUGAAUAUAGGCGGAAGACCAGAACAAAUUCACCAGGUCGGAAACGAAACAGAAUGCAAAGAGUUGUGCCUUAAAAACUGCGACUGCGAGUCUUAUAGUUAUAAUCAAGACUCAGAAAUGGCAUGCUGGAUUUGGACGCAGGAGCUAUUUAAUCUUCAAGAGGAGUAUGUUGAAGGUUAUAACCUCUCCAUCCGUGUAGCAAUUUCGGAUAUAGAACCAACUGUACAAAAUUGUGAGCCUUGUGGCACAAACAUGAUCCCUUAUCCACUUAGCACUAGCUCAAAUUGUGGUGAUCCUAUGUACUUCAGUUUCAAUUGCAACACUACCUCUGGCCAGGUUAGCUUCAAGGCCCUCAGUGGGACAUAUCGAGUCACUAGUAUCGAUCAAAAUACAUCAAAGGUUUUUAUCCAAGUCAAGGAUGUAGGAAGUUUGCGGCUAAACCAGUCAUUGCCAUUUAAUCUAACUACUCCAAGAAACUCUAGUUCUAAUGUUUCAUCUAGAGUUACAGAUGAUGUUGAGAUUGUUUGGGAGCCACCACUGGAGCCACUCUGUAAUUUAUCUGCAGAUUGCAAGGAUUGGCCACAUUCAACUUGCGAAUCAGCAAUUGAUGGGAAGAGGAGGUGCCUUUGCACCAAAAGCUUUCGAUGGGAUGGCACAAAGUUAAGUUGUACACAAGUGUCUCACAAAAAAAAGAACCUAUUACGUGCAAUUAUCCCAGUGAUUACUGCAACUUUGAUGGUUAUUGCAUGCUGUUACUUGUAUUAUUUGAGAAGAAGAAAAGUGGCCAACGGACAAGAAUCAGUUAACAGGGAAAGAAAUCAGGGAAACGCAGCAUUUCGACUGUAUGACAGUGAACGAAGUGUCAAAGAAUUGAUAGAUUCAGACCAAUUUAGAGAAGAUGAUAAAAAAGGCAUAGAUGUACCAUUUUUCAAUUUGAAAAGUAUACUAGCAGCAACAGAUUACUUCUCAGAUACAAAAAAGCUUGGACAAGGGGGCUUUGGGCCUGUUUACAAGGGUUCAUUUCCAGGAGGACAAGAAAUUGCUAUAAAGAGGCUCUCGAGUGGUUCAGGGCAAGGCUUGGAGGAAUUCAAGAAUGAGGUUGUUUUGAUUGCUAAACUUCAGCAUCGGAAUCUUGUUAGACUUUUGGGUUAUUGCAUAGAAGGAGAUGAAAAAAUGUUACUCUAUGAAUACAUGCCAAACAAGAGUUUAGACUCAUUUUUAUUUGAUCGAACUCUAUGCGUGUUACUGAAUUGGAAGAUACGCUUUGACAUCAUUUUGGGAAUUGCUCGAGGGCUGCUCUAUCUUCACCAAGAUUCGAGGUUGAGGAUCAUUCAUAGGGAUUUGAAAACAAGCAAUGUUCUUCUGGAUGAGGAGAUGAACCCCAAGAUUUCUGACUUUGGCUUGGCAAGGAUAUUUGGAGGCAAACAAACUGAGGCAACCACGACAAGGGUGGUUGGGACUUACGGCUACAUGUCUCCAGAAUACGCAUUGGAUGGGUUUUUCUCAGUGAAGUCUGAUGCCUUCAGCUUUGGUGUAGUUGUACUUGAGGUUAUCAGCGGAAAAAAGAACACCGGAUUUCACCAGUCAGAACAUACUUUGAGUCUUUUAGGUUAUGCAUGGAAAUUGUGGAAAGAAGGCAAGGCUUUAGAUUUAAUGGACCAAACAAUACGUGAAACUUUUAAUGCAGACGAAUUUUUGAGGUGUGUUAACGUUGGGCUUUUAUGUGUACAAGAAGAUCCAAGUGAUCGUCCCACAAUGUCGAAUGUGGUUUUCAUGCUUGGUAGUGAAACUGCAACUCUCCCAACUCCUAAACAACCAGCCUAUGUUUUAAGAAGAUCCCUCUCUAGUGCAACUUCUUCUACUACUAAACCAGAAAGCUGGAAUGAAUUAACAUCUACCAUUGAAGAAGGACGAUAAUGGUGGAUAGCAUACGGGCUCUCAUGAUUCUUGUUUUCUCUUUAUCUGUCCUGCGGAAGUUUCCAGUAUUCUUACUAUGGUUCUCAAAGGAACAAUUAAGGCAUAUUUCUUGUCGGUAAUAUUGAUACUUUUUUUAUUUAUUGUCCCUGAUAAGUGAUAAAAUUGUAUCCAAUCUAAGUCUGAUUGUUUCCUAUUUGAACCUCCUUUGUAUUUAUUGUACUUUAUUGACUUCUGAUUUUCUCUAA
Molecule: messenger RNA, 3394 nt
Organism: Quercus lobata
Lineage: Eukaryota; Viridiplantae; Streptophyta; Magnoliopsida; Fagales; Fagaceae
Product: G-type lectin S-receptor-like serine/threonine-protein kinase At4g03230
Exons: 8
Coding region: 207-3149 (980 amino acids)
Biological process (GO): protein phosphorylation; recognition of pollen
Cellular component (GO): plasma membrane
Molecular function (GO): ATP binding; protein serine/threonine kinase activity
Source: RefSeq, a predicted model, not a curated record